Messenger RNA from Mycotypha africana, 1571 nucleotides. Its product is annotated as fumarate hydratase. Gene Ontology annotation, cellular component: mitochondrion; tricarboxylic acid cycle heteromeric enzyme complex. The transcript has 7 exons. The coding region runs from base 81 to 1571 and encodes 496 amino acids. Gene Ontology annotation, biological process: malate metabolic process; tricarboxylic acid cycle; fumarate metabolic process. Gene Ontology annotation, molecular function: fumarate hydratase activity. The record is from RefSeq and is a predicted model, not a curated record. Lineage: Eukaryota; Fungi; Mucoromycota; Mucoromycetes; Mucorales; Mycotyphaceae.
AGUGUGAAUCUGUUUCAUAACCACCUCCUUUUUUUUACGUUUUUUUUUUGUUCUCAACUGUUCGAAGCUCAUUGAACAUCAUGUUAUGCUCAUCAGCUACUCGUCGUCUAUUAACUCAAACCGCCACUCGUCAUCAGUCUCACCGUCUGUUUAGCAGUGCUGCUAUUGCUUUGCAAAAGUUCCGUGCUGAACGAGAUACCUUUGGUGAUCUCCAAGUACCUGCUGACAGAUAUUGGGGUGCUCAAACGCAACGAUCUCUUCAAAACUUUGAUAUUGGAGGUGCAAAUGAGCGUAUGCCCGAACCCUUGAUUCGCGCCUUUGGUGUAUUGAAAAAAGCAGCUGCUACUGUUAAUAUGACAUAUGGCUUGGAUUCGAGAGUAGGAGAGGCUAUCCAAAAGGCUGCUGAUGAAGUCAUUGAUGGAAGCUUGAUCGAUCAUUUUCCUCUUGUUGUUUGGCAAACUGGUUCAGGAACACAAACCAACAUGAACGUGAAUGAGGUUAUUUCUAACCGUGCCAUUGAACUUCUUGGUGGCGAGCUCGGAUCUAAAAAUCCCGUUCAUCCCAACGAUCAUGUCAAUAUGAGUCAAUCAUCCAAUGAUACUUUCCCUACGGCCAUGCAUGUGGCUGCCGUGGUUGAAAUAACACAUCGUUUAAUUCCCGCCUUGACUCAAUUACGCGACGCCCUCGAUGCCAAAGCCAAAGAAUUUGAUUCCAUCAUCAAGAUUGGUCGCACUCAUCUACAAGAUGCCACACCUCUCACACUGGGUCAGGAAUUCUCUGGCUAUACACAACAAGUCAGUUACGGUAUUGCCCGUGUGCAAGGCACCCUUGAGCGUCUUUAUAAUUUGGCCCAAGGAGGUACUGCUGUCGGCACAGGUCUCAAUACACGUAAAGGCUUUGAUGUAAAAGUAGCCGAAGCCAUUGCCAAGAUUACAGGACUUCCUUUCAAGACCGCCCCUAAUAAGUUUGAGGCCUUGGCUGCUCAUGAUGCUAUUGUGGAAGCGCAUGGUGCUCUCAACACGGUUGCUUGUUCGUUAAUGAAGAUUGCCAAUGAUAUUCGUUAUUUGGGUUCAGGCCCUCGUUGUGGUUUAGGUGAAUUGUCUUUGCCUGAAAAUGAACCGGGAUCUUCUAUUAUGCCUGGUAAGGUCAAUCCUACUCAAUGUGAAGCUAUGACGAUGGUGUGUGCUCAGGUGAUGGGUAACAAUACGGCUGUUUCUGUGGCUGGUGCCAAUGGUCAAUUUGAGUUGAAUGUCUAUAAGCCAGUUUUGAUCAAAAAUUUGAUUCAAUCGAUUCGUCUCUUGUCCGACGCUUCUACGUCCUUUACCAAGAACUGUGUUACUGGCAUUAAAGCCAAUGAAAAAAAGAUUGAAAGGAUUAUGAAUGAAUCUUUAAUGUUGGUGACCGCUUUAAAUCCUCAUAUCGGUUAUGAUAAGGCAGCUCAAUGUGCCAAGAAGGCUCAUCGUGAAAAUACUACCUUGAAGGAAGCUGCCAUGUCUCUUGGUUAUUUGACUUCUGAAGAGUUUGAUCAAUGGGUCAGACCUGAAAACAUGAUUUCUGCCAACGAUGCUUGA